CUGCCGUUUCGAUAUACACACGCACGCGUAUAAACGUUCGUGUGCACUCUCACAUCUGUACCGAACGCAGUGCUGCACACACGCACACACACGUAUACAACGUACGUAUACACAAUAAACAUAUAAGUGUACAAGACAAUAUAUAUAUAUAUCUCGUCCUCGCGCGCGCAGCAGCGGCACUGCCGCAGUUAAUUCAGGCCUCUCCGUUGUACUGCACUGCACCUACUACUGCACCGCACAGUCCCCGUUAUAUAUAUAUACAUCUCGUUCGUGUGCAUUUAUAUAUAUAUAAUGGUUAAUAGCGAGAUUGAAGGAGUAGCGCAGCAUAGCCUACUAUAGUAUACACAUAGUAGUAGUAGUAGUAGUAGUGCCAAGCAGCAGCAGCAGCAGAGAAGAAGAAGUGCACGUUACACAUCUAUAUAGAGGAGCGUGAUAUGUGUCUCGCCUCGCACUGUCCUCCUGUGCUGCACGACACGACACACCACAAGGUGGUUACGAGCUGAGUCGGCUCCUCGAUAUCUCCUCGACGCAUUUAUACAUAAUAUUUUUAUUUGUGUUUUAUCGACGGUGCUGUAUAAUUGUGACGCGAGCGCGAGUGAUCCCCUGUCUCUUGUGUCUUGUGUCUUCUUCGUGUAUACUCAUACAUACUACGUGUAUACAUCAGAUGUGCGCGUGUGUGUGCGUGCCGCGCGCGCCCGACGUCUGUAAUAUGCGAUGAUAAUGUGCUAUCGUGCAUCGAAAUCGACGAUAUGAUAGGGAGGAGAAAAUAUCGAGGAUCAUCGUUGCAUAGUAUGCUUUAGUGGUGCGAGAGAGAGAGAGCGAGAAACUAGGAAGAAUAAAGCGAAGCAGACCGAGAAUCAUCAUCAAGAGCUCGAUGCAUCAUCGUCGUCGUCCUGAGGAGCGGCAGUGGCUGAGACUCGAACGACAACAACAACAACAACAACAACGUGUACAACAACUAGAACAAUCGGUGCUCAUGGUCGUUGCUCGCGCGGAUCAACAACGGCCUGCGUCGACCCCGAGACGACCGAUCUGACAUGCAGCCGGACUGCAGCAGCAGCGGCCUGCUGAAUCAUGGCAGCUGUACAGGAGACAGCCCAGACUCUGCUCUAUCUCUUUAAGACCAGCAAGUAUCGUCGGCGACGACGCAAACCACCGUCGUCGACGGCCUCGGCUCUGCUGUUGCUGCUUCAUCUUCUAGUCCUUGGCUGCGUCCUGCAGCUGGCCCAGGCCACCAGCAUCGUGGGCUUCGGCGUCAGCAGCGUGGCCAGCUGCGAUCAGGACAAUUGCCAGAAUGGCCAGUGCAUCAACGGCAGCUGCGUCUGCCACGACGGAUGGCAAGGGCCCAAUUGUCAGUACUGCGCCAGCAAAGUCAGGCUGAGCGGUCCAUCGGGCACGAUCCACGACGGCGUCGGCAACUACACCACGGACGUCAAAUGCUCCUGGCUGAUCAAACCGUCGAGGUCGUCGGCUCUGCUGCCGUCCGAAUUAUCGGGCAGCAGCAGCCCCACAUCGACGUCGACGUCGACCUCGCCGACGAUUCGCAUGCACAUCGAGGAGUUCGCCACCGAGUGCGGCUGGGACCAUCUGUACAUCUACGACGGGGACAGCGUCGAGGCGCCCCUGCUCGGCGUCUUCACCGGCCUCAUGCACAAGCAGGACUAUCACGUGAGGCGCGUGCCCGAGGUCGUGGCGCGCAGCGGCAGCGCCCUGCUGCACUUCUACUCCGACGUGGCCUACAACAUGAGCGGCUUCAAUAUCACUUACAGGAUCGACGCCUGUCCCAGUAGAAACUCGAGCGUCGAGUGCUCGGGCAACGGCCAGUGCGUCUACGGCAACUGCACCUGCAACGCCUUCUGGAUGGGCGAAGCCUGCGACAUCGAGAUCUGCCCGAACGAGUGCUCGAGGCACGGCGUGUGCAAUCGCGAGGCGCAUCGCUGCGACUGCGACUCCGAUUACACGGGUGCCGAUUGCAGCCAAGCGAAGAAUCAAGGCUACUGGGAGCGAGUCGAUUGGACGUCUUCCUCCACCGCGUCGUCGUCGUCGUUACCCGAGGGAUCGGCCAGCCACUGCUCGGUCGUCUGGAAGGACCAGCUCUACGUCGUGGGCGGCGAGAGCUUCCAUCGCGCCCAGAUGGUCUACGUCUACGACUUUCGUCUCAACGUCUGGGAGGCGCAACAGCAGCAAGCGUCGACGUCUAAAAAACAACCGCUGCCUCGCUACGGCCACUCGUGCGUGCUGCACGCCGACAAGAUCUACAUGUACGGCGGCGUGAUCGAGAACUCGACGGUGACGAGCGAGAUCUGGACGUACGACCUGGCGGCGCGCCAAUGGGACAAUCUGACGGCGCACGAGCGCUGCCAUCAUCGCUCGGCGAUGUGUGGCCCGAUCAAGGUGGCCGGCCACACGGCCACCCUCGUGCAGGAUCGCCAGGACCCCGACAGACGCGACAAGAUGGUCGUGAUAUUCGGCCACUCGCCCCAGUACGGCUAUCUCAACACCGUGCAGGAGUUCUACUUUCACACGCGCGAGUGGCAGAUCGUCAAGACCUACGGCUUCCCGGUCAAGGGCGGCUACGGUCACAGCGCCGCUUACGACGCCCAUCAGGCUGCCGAGCCUGCGCUCAUCUACGUGUACGGCGGCUACGUGUCCGAGUCACAGGCCACCCAGGUGCUGACCAAUCGUUUGUACGCCUAUCAUCCGAAUCAGCCGCGCACCUGGCGCAUGCUUACGGCGGCGCCGUCGGCGCGCUUCUUCCACACGGCGGCCUUCGUCUCGGACUCGCUCGUGCUGGUGUUCGGCGGCAACACGCACAACGACACGCUGCACUCGUACGGCGCCAGGUGCUACUCCGCCGACGCCAUAGCCUACGACGUGACCUGCGACACCUGGAAGCAGUACCAGAUGCCGAGAACGCUGGUGGAUCUGUCUAGGUAUGGUCACAGCGCGACCAUCUUUCCCCAGAGGGAGGAUCAUCGGGGCAGGGCCGAGAGGUCCAUGUACAUUUUCGGUGGCUUCGAUGGCCAGAUGCUCAACGAUAUGCUCAAAUACACUCCCGGCAGCUGCGACCAGAUGCAGAACUACAGCCAGUGCCUGAACGCGCGCGUCGGCGUCAAGUGCGUCUGGGACAAGCGCCAGAGCGUCUGCCUCCCCAUUUCGCGCGUGCCCGCCAACGUGCUGCGCACCGACGACCCGCACGACGGCAAGUACAUGCGUUGCCUCGACGACGCUCUGCCCCGCGGCCUCACCACCCACAAGGAGCUCUGCAAGCUGCUGACCGACUGCGCCGCCUGCGUGCAGACCUCCUACGACUGCGUCUGGUGCGGCAAGAGCUGCGCCCACGAGAUCUGCCGCAAUGUGGCCAACGCGCCGGCCCAGCACGCGGUGCGCCACCUCGAGGAGUGCUCGCCCAACGGCGGCGUUGAGUGCUACCAGCUGCACACGUGCCAGUCGUGCUCGGCCAAUCUCAACUGCAUCUGGUCCUGGUCGAACGGGCCCGAUCGUUGCAAGCCGCUCUCGGACAUAGCCAUCAGCGCGCCCAUCAUGCCCUCGUCGUCGUCGUCGUCGUCAAGCGGCAAUCUGAGCAGCAGCAUCAGCAGCAGCCUGAGCAGCAGCAGCCCUGGUGGCGGUGGCAGUAGCAGCAGCAGCAGCAGCAUCGUGCCGCAACCGCAGGCCCGCUCGGUGCCCGGCGACAUCUGCCGCAGCCCCUGCGUCGACUACACGUCCUGCCGCAACUGCACCGAGACCGAGUGCAUCUGGUGCCAGAACGAGGAGCGCUGCGUCGACAAGAACGCCUACCCGGCGAGCUUUCCCUACGGCCAGUGCCGCGAGUGGACCACCCUGCACGAGAAGUGCCGCGGCAGUAGUAAGUCGUCCACGUCGUCGUCGGCGGACGGCUGCGGCUCGCACAACUCGUGCGCGAGCUGUCGCGAGGCCGUGGAGUGCGGCUGGUGCGACGACGGCUCGGGCACGGGUCGGGGCAAGUGUCUGCCCGGGGGCGACGCUCGGCCCAGCGCCAAGAGCCUGGAGACCUGCCCCGCCGAGAAUUGGUACUUUACGUCUUGUCCUCUAUGUCAAUGCAACGGUCACAGUAUCUGCGAACCAGGUACGAGCAAGUGUAUGGAAUGUUUAGAUUUAACUCAAGGACCUCAUUGCGAAAAAUGCAGGCCUGGCUAUUACGGAAGUCCUCUGAACGGUGCUUCUUGUCAACCUUGUUCGUGCAACGAUCAAGGUACGAACUGUACCAGUGAAACUGGUAAGUGUUUCUGUACAACGAAAGGCAUAAUUGGCGAUCACUGCGAGAGAUGCGACGUGAGCGGUCUCUACCACGGCGACCCGACGAACAGAGGAUCUUGUUUCUACGACUUGGCGAUCGACUAUCAAUUCACGUUCAAUCUGAGCAAGAAGGAGGACCGUCACUAUCGAGCGAUAAACUUCAAGAACUCGCCGCCAAAGCCCGACGUGGACGCGGACUUCUCCAUCACGUGCUCCGUCAUCGCCAAGAUGAACAUAACGAUCAAGCGGGCCAACAGCAUGGAGAAGCCCCUGCUGCUACAGGCCAACUGCACGAAUCUGACCUACAAGCAUCGCUUCAGCAAGGCCGACUACAACUUCGGCAACGAGGACAACAACACCCUCACGACGUUCUACGUGUACGUCUACGACUUCCAGCCACCCUUGUGGAUUCAGAUAUCGUUCUCGCAGUAUUCCAAGCUGAAUCUACAGCAAUUUUUCAUAACUUUUUCUACGUGCUUCCUAGCUUUGUUACUUGUUGCGGCUGUUUUGUGGAAGAUCAAGCAGAAAUACGACAUGUACAGAAGACGGCAACGUUUGUUCGUCGAGAUGCAGCAGAUGGCCAAUCGAGCCUUCAGUCAGGUUCUCGUCGAGAUCGAGAGGCGAGACACUCUCGUGGCUGAGAACGAGGGCAACAACGAAGUCGAAGUGUCGAACAACACGCGCUCGAAGAAGAAGAAGAAAAAGGACGCACCGAGCCCGAUAGCGCUGGAGCCGUGUUGCGGCAACAGAGCCGCGGUGCUCUCCCUACUAGUCAGACUGCCGACCGGCAGCGAGUCUUACACGCCUCCGGGCCAGAGCGCGGGUCUGGCGGUGGCGUCGGCGCUGGUGACUCUGGGCACUCCGCGCAGACCCUCGCAGGAGAUCACCAUCAAGGAGCCGAAGAAGUCGCGCAAAUCGGGCAGCCAGCAUCCGGAGUCGACCUGCAUCUAGCAUCAGCCGCGCAUCGUCGUCGCUUCCUUCGUCUCGUCGUCUUGUAGGGCCUUUUUGUUGUGAAUGAAUAGAGAGAGAGAGAGAGAGAGAGAGAGGGGGAAAAAAAUCAUCGAAUGUAUUAUUAUCCCUCGUUGCUAUCCAGGGCUGAUUAUGUUUUUCGCUAAUUUUUGGUCACGACCGAAUACUUCGUCGCGUCAAUGGUUUCUUUUCUUUUCGAGUGAAGAGUCUUUAUUUGUUUUGUUCGUCAUUCCUUAAGUACUUAUUACAUAGUUCAUCCGUACAACAAAGACUGAGUAACGUUUAGGUAGUCUCUUAUAUACUUUUUUUUUUCGUUAUACAUUGUUCAUCGCAUAAAAUGCUGUUCUUUUUACUUUAUACAAUGUGCUGAGAUAUAUGGUUGACACGGUUUUACAAAACUAGUUCGAUACGGGGUCAAGUGAUCGAUGCAACGAGGGAUUGUACAGUUUUGUAUAUAAUAUUAUGAUUACGCGAAUACGUUGUUUUUUUUGUCAACGUAAGAUGAGGAUAAAUCUUUUUUUUUUCACGUUUCCAUUUCAAUUUUAUUCCGUGUGCAGGAUUUUUUAUUCUGUUAAUAUGGAAUCAAAUUAGUAUUAUUGGGAAUUCAGGGUGAGAAUAUAAUGAAGGCAUGAUAUUUCGAUACUUUUUGAAUAUAUAGCAUUAAUUAAAGUCAAGACUUCGACUAUCACGGCGCGAUAUAUAAGCAUAAUUAAUAAGUGGAGAUGGAAAUUUUUUGAUUAUAAAACAAAUGGCGAAAGCUUUUCUAUAGUUGUACAAAAAUUUGAAAAAAGGUAUUUGAGUGUAAAAUUUUUUUGAAAAAGAGCAAUUAUUGAAUACACAUUAUUUAUAUACAGUUUGUAUUUACAGGUGAUAGACUUUUUUGGUUUUGUAACAGCAUUUCGAUCAAGUCUUAAGAGAUUUUUGACACUGCUCUGUUACAUAGUUUUACGUCUCGAAUCGAUAAUGCAAGAUUAUGAUUCAAUGAGAGUAACGUCGAUGCGAGUUUAUUUACGAGUUGAUCAGUUAAUUAUUUUUCGUUUUCUUACAGAUUAUGCAUGUAAAACUAUGAGAAUUUUUUACUGUUAAAAUUUGUAUUGUUCAGUCCAUACAAAAUUUUCUUUUGAUCUUUUUGUCAAAGUGUAUUCAGGUUCAUCUAGUCUAUAAUAAAUCAAUCAUAUAACGAGUAGCAAUGGAUGUGUAUCAGAGAAUGAGCGUAGCAAAAAUUUAUUGUGAAAAAUGCAAUUUGCCAUUAAGAUUUGCAGUAACGCAUAUUUUAUAAAUGGCAGUAUUUUAUUACUAAUUUCUAUUAAUAUUUGUUUGAUAAUAAUUUAAUACUCGUACUCGUACAUCGAACAAAUAGUUAUAAUUUUCUUUUAUACCCAGUAGUAUAUAAGCAACAUCAAGAGUAAGAUCUGCAUUUUUAUUUGAUAAAAAUGAUGAAUAUCUGUAUGAUGAAAAAUCAAAGGUAGUUGUUUUUAUAAAACUUCUUAUUGAAUGUGAUGGUAUCAUAUUUUAUUUCUUCUUACGUAAAAUUUAAUCAAUCUUUAUGUUCAUGAUGGGAUUUUAUUGAGUGAUGCAAAGGAACAUAUUAAAGAUAUCAGAGUGAACUCAUCACAUUUUGCACUCAUUGCAAUUAUCCAUUUCAGAACCUUUGAAUAUGAUUCAUUGUUGUUAUUGCGUAGGAAACUUUACUUUUCUCAAAACUAUAAUACGACAUGUAUUCCAAGACUGGCAAAUGGCAUUUUGAUGUAAUAAAGACGGGAGUAUGUAAUGGUGUACUGUUUUAAAAACGCAACUUUGUAAAUGAUAAAAAAAUCGAGAAAAGACUCAGCUGUAUUUUUACGCUAAUAAAGUAAUAGGACUGCAAGUUUGAUUAUAAAUAGUUGCAUUCAACUAAAAUCAUUGUAUUAUAAUGAAAUGAAAGCAAAUUAUUGUUUAAAUAAAAUUGAUAUAUAUGUAAAUAAAAAA
Molecule: messenger RNA, 7212 nt
Organism: Trichogramma pretiosum
Lineage: Eukaryota; Metazoa; Arthropoda; Insecta; Hymenoptera; Trichogrammatidae
Gene: dsd
Product: attractin
Exons: 10
Coding region: 1075-5226 (1383 amino acids)
Cellular component (GO): Golgi apparatus
Molecular function (GO): protein binding
Source: RefSeq, a predicted model, not a curated record